AUGUGGGCGCACGCCGCGCGUGCGGAGGGGGAGGGCGCGGAAGGUGUGGGCGCGCGCGCGCUGAUCCCGGUGGCGGUGAAGGUGCUGAACGGCGACCCCGUCACGGGCGUGGGGGGGCUGGCGACCUUCGCGCACGAGUGCACGUUGGUGGAGGAGGAGGGGAGGCAUGCGAGUCUUUUGCGCGUGCACGGGUACGUGGCGCAGCGGCCGCCCAUCAUCAUCUGCGACUUCAUUGAGGGCGGCACCGUGGAGCAGCUCAUGGCACGAGUGGCGCGGGGAGAGGUGCAGUUCGGGUGGAGGGAGCGCGUGCAGAUGGCGUGGACAUGUGCGGACGUGUUGGCUCAGCUGCACCGCCUCAACCUCGUGCACCGCAACUUCAAAGCCUCCAACGUCCUCCUGCAACCCGACGGGACGCCGGUGGUGGCGGACUAUGGGUUGGCGCGGGUGGUGGCGGAUUGGAAGAUGCACGUGCAGAUGAGGGGCGCCGCCUCCAUGGCCUACAUCGACCCCGCCUACUUCGACUCCGGCACGUUGACGCGUCUGUCAGACACGUACGCGUUUGGCAUCUUCCUGCUGGAGCUUGUAUCAGGCGCAUCAGCGCAGGGCCCGCGCUUCAAGGCCGUGCGCAAGGCCGUGGCAGUGGCACGCGAGGCGGACCCCUCACAGGUGCUGGACCCUUUGCUGGCGGGGCAGUGGCAGCCCGCCCACAGCGCCAUCGUGCUGGCCACCAUCCGCUCUGCCAUCCUGUACGAGCGUGACAACCGCCCUGACAUGGCCAUUGUUAGGGACCAUGCUCCCCUCCCCAUUCUUGGAUGCUUCCCUCCCCAUUCCUCGGUGCUUCCCUCCCCAUUCCUGGAUGCUCCUCCCCACGUCGUUGCACUUGCCCCACGCUGUUGGAUGGCAGGCGAUGCGGAGGGGGGGAUAGAGAUGACCAACAGCAUGCAAAUGCUGCGCCAGUACUGCCUCAUGUUCGCCUCUCAAGGCCCCCCGCCCUCCUCCGUGCGCCUUUUCUUCCCGGAUGCCAACGAGCUGCCGGCGGCACAGGAGGUGUUUGAGGGCACGGCGUUCCCGCUGGACUGUCUGACCAAGCCCACGGGGCUGGAGGACAUCGGCUUCUCGCGCAAGCUGCCCCUCGCCCACCGCGUGGCCGCCUCCGACCGCCUCUUUGUGGCCGCCUACCCCUACUUCAACGUCAACGAAAUGCUGGCAGUUGAUGAUCUGUACCGUGACGUGGCAAGCAAGAACGGGCAGCCAAUCAUUGUCUUCAAUGGGGAGCUCGAUCGGAUCCGAUCAGGAUACUACCCGUCAUUCUUCUACCCAAAACUGGCAAAAAUCAAUAAGAGCCUGCUCCCACUCUUCGAAGCUGCUUAUUACAUCCAUAACUUCAAAGGAAGGUUUGGAGGCAAACUGUUUAGCGGCGCGGUGUGUGGAUGUUGCGUGGCAGGUGGAACGACGACGGGAGCCAAGUUUCGAGUGACGCUGGGUCUGCCGGUGGGCGCGGUGCUCAACUGCGCGGACAACACGGGCGCCAAGAACCUCUUCAUCAUGUCCGUCUGCGGCAUCAAGGGCCGCCUCAAUCGCCUGCCGUCCGGCGCCGUGGGCGACAUGGUCAUGGCCACGGUCAAGAAGGGCAAGCCCGACCUCCGUAAAAAGGGCGAAGGGUGGGAGAGGGACACGUGGCGCGAUCUGAGUGGCGAGUUCGGUGAGGAGGAGGAUGAGGGAGGUGAGGGCAGCAGCCGGCGGGGAAACGAAGACUGGACCGAGCAGGCGCAGGGCAAGAGGGCCGAAGAGGGGAUAGGGGGAAAGGCGGGACUGGGGGGCGCAGAGCAGGGUACCGCGGGCGAGGCAGGGGAGGCGGGCGGGGGGGCGGCCCAGAAUGCGGGGAAGGGCGGGCGCGGUGGUGGGGCGGCUGCCCCAGAGAGCUCAGCAGGAGCAGCAGAGGGGGCGAGCUGGGGCAGGCGGGCGUGGGAGGGGGAGGGCGCGGAGGGCGAAGCGUGGCAAGUGGAGGAGGCGUGGAGGGAGUGGGACCGAGUCGUGGGUUGCGAGCGAUUCCGAGCCAAACACGCAGGCCACAGCAGCAGCAGUGGUGGCAGCAGCUUUCAGGGCGAGGAGGCGAGUGACUGCUCACUGCUGAAGCUGCCCCAUGUCACCGUGCAGGUGCGCCCUCCACCCUCCAUGCGCCCCACCCGGUCCCACAUGCCCCUGCACUCUUUCAAACCUGCUUCUCCCACUGCUGCCCUCUGCCGUUUCCUGGUUAUCAUGGCGUCGGCGUCGCUGCCCGCAUGGCUGGAGGGCUUCUUCGCGUGCCCGUGCGGCCUCACGUGCACGCUGUCGCGCAGUGAGGUGCUGGCGGCGCGCCCAGACGCCAUGCUCUACGAGGGGGGCGCGCCCAGGGGGGUGCGGGUCAAGGGCGACCCGCUGCUCGUGCACGUGGAUAUGGAAGCGGAGGGGGAGGGGGGAGAGGGGGAAGAGGGGGCGCAGGGGGGCAGUGGAGUGGAUGUGACGGUGGGGUAUGGCCCGGGUGCGGACGUGCAGUGCUCGUAUGCCAGCAACCUGCUGCUGGCCGACCACAACCCCCUCGUCGCUGCCUCCAAGUCCCCCGCUCUUACCAUCUUCCACGCCUCAUCAAGCUAUUCGCCAUGGCGGGCGGCAGCAGCGCCGCUGCUACUGGCGCACCCCCUCACACACCGCUUCGGCCUGCAGACGCCCCUCCCGCUGCGCCGCUCCCUGCGCCGCGCCUUCCCCCACUGCCAGUACUCGCGUGCCCCCAAGGCUGCACGCGCACAGGGUGCUGCUGUUGCAAAGGGGACAGCGGCUGUGGGGGAGGGAGGAAGGGGGAGUGCAGCGGUGCAAGGGAAGGUAGAGGGGAAGGAGGGGCAGGGGAAGGAGGGGCAGGGGGAGAAGAAACAGGGAGAGGGGAGUGCAGGGGGGGCAGAGGAGGGGGCAGGAUGGACGGCGAGGGACCGGGAGAUGGCGGGCGUGGACGAGGCAGUUGGGGGAGGGGGGGGAGGAGGGGCGCGAGGGGGACCGUAUGCGGGGUGGUGGGGCGAGCUGGCAUGCGUGCAGUCGCACUUCCUCUUCUCCCUCGCUAUCGAACGCCACCCCCGCCCCUCCUACGUCACUGAGAAGUUCUUCCUGCCGCUCCUCGCAGGUAGCCGCCCCACCCCGCUUCAACUUUCCCACCCACACACCAUGCACCCCUUGACAGGCUACACGUGUAGCUCAGAAUGUGUUCUUGCUCACAUGCACACGCCCUUGUGUGUGCGUACGCCACGCCAUCCCCACCUCUUCCGGGAGGCGAUGGCACGCAGUGUGCCGAUAUACUACGGGGCGGCAGACGUGCGUGAGUUUGCCCCACCGGAGUCGUUCAUGGAGGGCGGGGUGGAGAGCCAGGAGAGCAUAGUGCAGCGCGUGCACGCCAUGCGCACCAACACCACGGAGUACCUCUCCCUGCACGCAUGGCGCCGGUGCGGAGUGCUGGGGGGUCUGCAGCGAGCGUUGCAGACGGGGUUUGACACUCUGCCGUGCCGCCUGUGCCAUCGCAUCAGCGCCAUGGGGGGGCGCGCACACACCCCACAACCCCGCUCUGCUGAAGAGGAUGCUGCUGCUGGCGGGGGUGAUGCAGGUGCCAUGAACUCGGGCGCAACAGUGAUUUGA
Closterium sp. Yama58-4 is the source of this 3657-nucleotide messenger RNA. Lineage: Eukaryota; Viridiplantae; Streptophyta; Zygnematophyceae; Desmidiales; Closteriaceae. The record is from the annotation of a GenBank genome assembly.